AUGUCUACUUCUAUACCACAGGUUUCCCCUGGUAAUCCUGCCGGACCCCGUCCGCAGUCCCGUCUUCCCCUCCCAUUCAUUCCGUCCACCACUCAGCCCAUCCUCGAUCCUCGUCAUUUUACUCCAUCACAGGCUACAGCAUCAUGCCUCGCUCAAGACGCCGAUAUAUCAGACUCGAAGGCGAUCAUCAACGGAAAGAAUAUUCAAGUCCCCUCAUGGCGCAUUCCCGCUGGCAUCUACAUAUCCGUCAAUGUCAACUCCUGGAGACGCUGGAAAUCGGUCAUCAGUAUCUUAUCAUUUGAUGAAUCUGUAGUGUGGGGGAAUACUGUAAUCCUAUCAUCACAUGCAUCACCUGCCUUCUCAGUGGAGAUCAGGGCAUCCUAUGAACUUGGCCGAAUGCUAGGCGGUGGAGAGGUCAUCGAGAAACUUGAAAUGUCGUGGGAUGAGCUGCUCGAUCAUGGAGACGAACCAUUCGAUCUAUACUUCCCUCCCGUGCGCGGUGUCCGUCCUUCCCUCACGCUGAAGGUCACCAUUGUACAUGCUUGCGACAAUCAAGACGGUGCACUGUCUGGUUCCCUCGUAGAACCCAAGAUUUUGGUUCUGGACCAGUGUUCGGUCAACCAUCCAGACCACCCUUCGGCUCUCACCAACCUCGCGUGGGCCCGCCUUGUAGGCUAUAUCGGCAACCAUCUUCAAGACAUUGAUACCACUACUUCCCUCUUCCGCGAAGCUCUUGCAUUGCGUCCGCAGCGCCAUCCCGAUCAUCCCUUAUUUCUAUAUAAUCUCACCAGAGCGCUGAUAUGGCGCCACCACAAGAAAAGUACUGCUGCAGACAUCCGCGAAGCCGCGCAACUCUUUCAUGAACUACUGCCUCUCUGUCCAGAGGGCACCUACCUUCGUAGGAUCGUGAUCGACCUAAGCAACGAUCUUCCAAUAAAUUCAUCCGAUGAAGGCAUCCACCUUCGAAGAGUCGUCCUCGAGUUCUGUCCUCUGGGCCAUCAACUCCGUCCAAAAGCACUUGACAAACUUGCAUGGGCUCUUAGGUCACACUUUAUCCAGCACGGUAGCAUUGAUGACCUUGAUACGAGCAUACAAUUCGGUCGUGAAGCCGUGUUUCUGUGCCCCGGGGGACAUGCUGACCAUGAUAUCUACCUGAACAACCUGGCCGCCUCGCUCGUGCACCGCUUUAAUUAUCAAGGCAAAGCUAAUGACCUCGAUGAGGCCAUCUCUUUUCACGAAGAAUCACUGCACCUGCGCCCUGUUGGGCACGAAUAUCGUGAUGACUCAUUGGACAACCUAGGGGGAGCCCUCGUCACCCGUUUCAACAAACGCGGCGAUGUUGAUGACAUUACUCGAGCUAUUAGCCUCCGUCGCAAGGCACUGAUGUUAAGCCCACCUGGGCAUCCACGUCGUGACACCACGCUUGACAACCUUGCCACUGCGCUCAUAACCAGAUAUGACAAAUUUGAUGUCAGCGAGGAUCUUAACGAGGCCAUUGCUCUGUAUCGCGAAUCCCUUUGGUUAAAGCGGCUUGACCAUCCAGAGCGCCAUGCAUCUCUUUGCAAUUUGAGCUCGACGCUCUGCUCUCGUUUCGCGCGCACUCAAAAGAAUGAAGAUCUCGAGGAGGCCAUUGCUCUUUGCCAAGAAUCAUUGGCGGCUCUGCCUUCACUGCACCCAAACAGGUUUUUCAGCUACAUUUGGCUGCGGGAGGCCUAUUUGUCUCGUUACCGGAUUCUACACGACCCUGCGGAUUUGUCGCUCGCCAUGGAGAACUUCAGGUUCGCAUCAAGACAUCCUACUCAAGGAUUUCCAGGCCGCAUUGUAGCAGCCUGGAACUGGGUCUUUGCAGCAGAGUUACACAGUCAUACAUCUGCGCUGGAGGCCUACAACACAUGUUUCGACCUUCUUGACGGUCAUUUGGCAACACGAUCAUCGCCAACUUCACGGCGCGAAGCUGCCGCUUCCUUCUAUUACGCCAGAACACUCCCCGUAGAUGCAGCAUCAUGUGCUAUCCGCUACGACAAUCUCCGACACGCGGUUGAACUCGUGGAGCAGGGCCGUGGCCAGCAAUGGUCACUUGCAUCUCGACUCAGAACUCCAGUUGAAGACCUCGAGUCAGCAAAUCCAAAAUUGGCACACAAUUAUUUGGAGCUGAGCAAGCGCGUUUCCAAUGCUGCACAGAGUUCUGCAACUAUCACCGACAGCACUGCCGCUGAUUGGGCAGCAACAGAGUAUAGGAGACUUAUAAGGCAAUGGGAAGCUGCGGUAGCUGAGAUACGUGAUGUUCGGGGGUUCUCGCGGUUCCUGCUCCCACCUUUGUACGAAGACCUGCAAGUGGCAGCACGCCAGGGCCCGGUCAUCAUCCUCAUUGCCAGUCAACACACGUGCAGCGCUAUCAUUGUCACAACGUCAGGAGACCCCAUCAUGUUCCCUUUCCAUCGCUUCACCAGGGCAAUACGACAAGCAUCCCGGAUGAACCCAGCAGAGUCGAGGACGGAUCUAAUAGUACUCUCACGCAUAAUAUGGGACGAGAUCAUGCUACCCAUCGUCAACGUACUCGAGCAUGUCCUCAAACUAAAGCGUCGCUCUCGGAUCUGGCUGUGUCCAACUGCAGCUUUCACAUCCAUUCCUCUCCACGCAGCUAAUCCCUUUCUAACAAAGGCAGAUCGCUCUGGGAAGGAGCCAUGCCUAGAAGACCUCUACAUCUGCUCUUACACGCCGACACUUUCGGCUUUGGUCAGAUCCAGACAGUUGAUGAAGAAGCGUGUGCCUCCGUCUUUCGUAGCAAUCGGACAAACUCAGCCGGGUACAGGGAAAGGCAAGGCACUCUUGGCUGUCGACAGCGAGCUCGAGCUUGUCCAUAAAGUCGUCCCUGCAACGGCCAACCGCACCACUAUUUCUGGGGACGCAGCCACACGAGCAGGUGCACUUGAAGCUUUGCAGCAGAACACCUGGGUGCAUCUUGCUUGUCAUGGCAAGCAGGGCCGUACACAGCCUUACGAUUCGCAUUUCGUCAUGAGAGAUGAACAUCUGACGUUGCUCGAUAUUAUGGAGAGAGAUAUUCCGCACGCCGAGUUCGCGUUCUUAUCAGCAUGUCAUACCGCUGUCGGCGAUGAGGAGACGCCCGACGAAGUGAUUCACCUCGCAGCUGGUCUCCAGUUUUCGGGGUUCAAGAGCGUCAUUGGCACGCUGUGGGAAGUCGACGAUUCUGUCGCAAAACACGUCGUUGCCUUUGGCCCGUUACCCCAUUCCCCUAUUUUUUCGCUAAUCCUGGCCAUUGGUGAUGAGCCGAUUACCAGCACUUGGUGGAAUCAUACCAGCGUCUACCUCUUCUCCUCUCCCUCUCACCCGAACUCCAUCCGCAGUCCACGUAUCCUUACCCCCGUCUUCCCCACUCAGCCCAUCCUCGAUCCUUUCAUCAACGGAAAGAAUCUCCGAGUCCCCUCCUACCGGAUUCCCGCUGGCGUCUACAUAUCCAUCAAUGUCAACUCCUGGAGGCGCUGGAAAUCGACCAUCGGUGUUUUAUCGUCUGAUGAAUCUGUAGUGUGGGGGAAUACUGUAACUCUAUCAUCACAUACAUCACCUGCCUUCUCAGUGGAGAUCAGGGCAUCCUAUGAACUUGGCCGAAUGCUAGGUGGUGGAGAGGUCAUCGGGAAACUUGAAAUGUCGUGGGAUGAGCUACUCGAUCACGGAGACGAGCCAUUCGAUCUAUACUUCCCUCCCGUGCACGGUGUCCAUCCUUCCCUCACGCUGAAGGUCGCCAUUGUACAUGUUUGCGACAAUCAAGACGGUGCACUGUCUGGUUCCCUCGUAGAACCCAAGAUUGUACGAGACACAGAUGCGGGCCACGCACAUCUUGUCAAAUACGUGACGACCAACACAGUGUCUCAUCUGAACCAUGCUAUGCAGCGUUUUCAGUUGGUUCUGGACCAGUGUUCGGUCAACCAUCCAGACCACCCUUCGGCUCUCACCAACCUCGCGUGGGCCCGCCUUGUAGGCUAUAUUGACAACCAUCUUCAAGACAUUGAUAUCACUACUUCCCGCUUCCGCGAAGCCCUUGCAUUGCGUCCGCAGCGCCAUCCCGAUCAUCCCUUAUCUCUAUAUAAUCUCACCAUAGCGCUGAAGUGGCGCCACAUCAAGAAAAGUACUGCUGCCGACAUCCGCGAAGCUGCCCAACUCUAUCAUGAGCUACUGGCUCUCUGUCCAGAGGGCACCUACCUUCGUAGGAUCGUGAUCGAUGGAUGCAACGAUCUUCCAAUAGAUGCAUCUGAUGAAGGCAUCCACCUUCGAAGAGUCGUCCUCGAGCUCUGUCCUCUGGGCCAUCAACUCCGUCCAAGAGCGCUUGACAAUCUUUCAUGGGCUCUCAGGUUACGCUUUCGCCAGCACGGCAGCAUUGAUGAUCUUGACACGGGCAUACAACUUGGUCGUGAAGCCGUGUCUCUGUGCCCCGAGGGACAUGAUGGCCGUGAUGACUACCUGAACAACUUGGCCUUCUCACUCAAGCUCCGCUUCGUUCACCAAGGCAAACCUAAUGACCUCGAUGAGGCCAUCUCUUUGUACGAAGAAGCCCUGCACCUGCGCCCUGUUGGGCACGAAUAUCGUCAUAUCUCAUUGAUCAACAUCGGCGGCGCCCUCAUCACCCGUUGCUAUAAACGCGGCGACAUUAAUGACAUCACCCGAGCUGUCAGCCUUCAUCAGGAGGCACUGAUGUUGUGCCCACCUGGGCAUCCACCUCGUGAGAUCAUGCUUAAUAACCUUGCCCUCGCGCUCAAAAAGAGAUAUGAUGAAUUGUAUGUCAGGGAGGAUCUUAACGAGGCCAUCGAUCGGUUUCGCGAUUCCCUUCGGUUCACGCGGCCUGACUAUCCAGAGCGCUACAAAACUCUUCAUAAUUUGAGCUCGGCGCUCUGCUCUCGUUUCGCGCAAACUCAGGAGAGUGAAGAUGUCGAGGAGGCCAUUAAUCUCUGCCAAGAAUCAUUGGCGGCUUUGCCUUCACUGCACCCAGACAGACACUACUCCUACUUCAGGCUACGAGCAGCCUAUAUGUCUCGUUACUGCGUGCAGCACAAGCCUGCUGAUUUGUCGCUUGCAAUGGAGAAUUUCCGACUGGCGUCAAGACACCCUACUCAAGGAUAUCCGGACCGUCUUGUUGAUGCAUACAAUUGGACUGUUACAGCAGAGGAGUACAGUCAUGCUUCUGUGCUAGAAGCCUACGUGACAUUUUUCGAGCUUCUUGAUAGUCAUUUGGCGACACGAUCAUCCACCAUUGCACGGCGCGAAGCUGCCGCUGCCUUCCAUUAUGCUAGAUCGCUGCCUGUAGAUGCAGCAUCAUGCGCCAUACGCCGUGACAGUCUACGAUACGCAGUGGAACUCAUGGAGCAGGGCCGUGGCCAGCAAUGGUCGCUGGCCUCUCGACUCAAGACUCCAGUUGAAGACCUCGAGUCAGCAAAUCCGACACUGGCGCACAAUUAUCUAGAGCUAAGCAAGUGCGUUUCCAAUGCCACCCAGAGUUCUGCAACCAUCGCCGACAGCGCUGCUGCUGAUCGGGCAGCAACAGAGUAUAGGAGACUUACAAGGCAAUGGGAAGCUGCGGUAGCUGAGAUACGUAACCUUCGGGCAUUCUCGCGGUUCCUGCUCCCACCUUCAUACAAAGACCUGCAAGCAGCGGCGCGCCAGGGCCCGGUCAUCAUUCUCAUUGCGAGUCAAUACUCGUGCAGCGCCAUCAUUGUCCCGACGGCAGGAGACCCUCAUCAUGUUCCUUUGCAGUCUAUCACUCUCGCAGAUCUGACGAUUCUCAAGGAUCGCUUCACCAGGGCAAUACGACAAGCAUCUCGGAUGAACCCAGCGGAGUCGAGGACGGAUCUAAUAGUACUCUUGCGGAUAAUAUGGGACGAGAUCAUGCUACCCAUUGUCAGCGUACUCGAACACGUCCUCAAACUAGAGCGCCGCUCUCGAAUCUGGCUGUGUCCAACUGCAGCUUUCACGUCCAUUCCUCUCCAUGCAGCUAACCCCUUUCUAACGAAGGCAGAUCGCUCUGGGAAGGAGCCAUGCCUAGAAGACCUCUACAUCUGCUCUUACACGCCGACACUUUCGGCCCUGGUCAGAUCUAGACAGUUGAUGAAGAAGCGUGUGCCUCCGUCAUUCGUGAUAAUCGGACAGGGUCAACCGGGUGCAGGGAAAGGCAAGGAACUCUUGGCUGUCGACAGCGAGCUCGAGCUUGUCCAUAAGCUUGUCCCCACGACUGCCAACCGCACCACUAUUUCUGGUGACGCAGCUACACGAGCGGGUGCACUUGAAGCUUUGCAGCAGAACACCUGGGUGCACCUAGCGUGUCAUGGCAAGCAGGACCGUACGCAGCCUUACGAUUCGCAUUUCGUCAUGAGAGACGAACAUCUCACGUUGCUCGAUAUCAUGGAGAGAGAUAUUCCACACGCCGAGUUCGCGUUCUUAUCUGCUUGUCAUACCGCCGUCGGCGAUGAGGAGACGCCCGACGAAGUGAUUCACCUCGCAGCUGGUCUCCAGUUUUCGGGGUUCAAGAGCGUCAUUGGCACGCUGUGGGAGGUCGACGAUUCUGUCGCCAAGCACGUCGUUGAAGCUUUCUACAAAUAUAUGUUCAAAGAUUUGGAGGAUGGUGGUGUCAUGGACUGUACGAAGGCGGCUUGGGCACUCAACUGUGCUACGCACGCCGUGAAGACGAAAUUCUACGUCGAAUUGUUGUCGUCUGGUACAUCUCCAGUAGUUCUAUCUCGUUUUCGUAUAUUCUGUCGUGUUUUUGUUGACUAGAUUGUUCACCGAAGUCCUUAUGUACUCGAUUCAUUUGCAGCCUCGUCUUCUGCUCGAGCACUUUGAUAUAGGAACUGAGCCAGUCAAACCGACCCACGCGGCGCCUUCCAGUCAUACCAUCCAUGUUCCUUCAAGCUUCAAGCUAAGCUUCAAGUCCUUCUGUGUCAUGGAACCUCGACUAACCACUGCCAAUGUGAUUAAUGCCAAGUUAGAAGCCGGGCUCAUCCAUCUAAUCCGC
This is a messenger RNA of Suillus subalutaceus, 7018 nucleotides long. Its product is annotated as CHAT domain-containing protein. The transcript is spliced from 15 exons. Gene Ontology annotation, molecular function: protein binding. NCBI's taxonomy places the organism in Eukaryota, Fungi, Basidiomycota, Agaricomycetes, Boletales, Suillaceae. Bases 1 to 6780 code for a protein of 2259 amino acids. The record is from RefSeq and is a predicted model, not a curated record.